Messenger RNA from Camelina sativa (false flax), 604 nucleotides. RefSeq names its product paired amphipathic helix protein Sin3-like 2. Gene Ontology annotation, cellular component: histone deacetylase complex; chromatin. The record is from RefSeq and is a predicted model, not a curated record. Lineage: Eukaryota; Viridiplantae; Streptophyta; Magnoliopsida; Brassicales; Brassicaceae. Gene Ontology annotation, molecular function: transcription corepressor activity. Gene Ontology annotation, biological process: negative regulation of transcription by RNA polymerase II.
GCGCCUUUCUUUAUAUGCGUUUGUGUUGUGUGAUUAUGCUCUAUUCUCAUCGCAAAGUCGCAACGCUUCGUGGACUCUGCCUAGAUUUAUCUUGAGUAUCAAGUGAGGCGAGCUGGUGAUAAAAUGGACGCUUCAAACGAAAGGCGUAGACAAGAAAAUAGGAAUAAUGCUGCAACAUUCCUUGCGGAAGUGAAAGAUACGUUUCACGAUCAAAGGGACAAAUAUGUUAUGUUCCUUAGCAUUAUGAAAGAGUUAAGGAACGUAAGGAAUGAUCAUUCUAAUGUGGAGUCUGUGGUUGCUCGAGCGAAGGAGUUGUUUAGCGGACAUAACAACUUAAUCAUCGAAUUUAACGCCUUUUUGCCAGCUGAUUAUAAAAUAACUGUUGAUGACGAUGAGGAAGAAGACUCAUGUAUUUCCACCGCAAGAGACUAUUGAGAUUUCUUGUCAUGCAUGAAGGGAAGUGCACAUGCUUUUACAAAUAUGGUGACACCAAAAUAUCCACAUUUGUCUCUCUCUCUCUCUAUCUAUCUAUAUAUUGGUUCUUGAUGGUUUUAUCAAGUAUGUUGCUUUGUAAUCCAUGAGGAAACGUUUGAUUAUAAUGAAG